AUCAUCUUAUCAGACUCCUUGAACACUACUAAACACUCAAUCCGCGCUAGUCUUGAUGUGUAUCAGUCUCUAAAAUCAUGCAUCUGCUACUAAAGCAAUGCCAAUACCAGAGAGAGGGCUCUCUUUCAUCCACACUGACUCACAAAACGCAGACGCUAGAUGUUCAAUCGAAUUCACUCCUCAUUUCCUAAUCAUUCUUCACAUACAUCCAUCUGUUUUCUUGCUUUUCAAAUUGAUAUUCAUUUUGCGGAAUCAAGCUCUCAUCGAAGGCCAUGCUCAGUCCGAACCGAGCAUUGGAUGAGUUGGGGCCUCACCCCCUUCGCCGGAGGAAGAGCGGGAGGGGCUCAAUCAUGUUCUGGACAUCAAAAGCCAGGAAAAAGAGUAGUUCGUCCCCCUACGACUCGCAAGAGCCCUCAUCCCCGAAAGUCACCUGCAUCGGCCAGGUGAGAGUCAAGAAGAAGGACCACCACCACCACCAUCAAAGAGAAACAUCUCUUGGCCCCCGACGCACCGGCCCUAUCAACAUUAAAGACAAAUACAGGAACAAAGACGACAUACGCAACCGCUGCCGCCACUCCUGCUGCUUCCCCAUCUCCUUGUGCGACUGUUUGGUCUUUCACCAUGUCCCGAAGAACUCUCCUCCUAUUCCUAUUGCAAUCCAUGGAAGUGGAAAAAGGAACAGUGGGCGGAAAUGGGAAUCCGGCAAUGCAGCAGCAGCUGUGGCAGCAAGUGAGCACGAGCCACCUCCUCCUCCUCCAAGAAAUGCUCUGGUGUUGAUGAGGUGCCGAUCCGAGCCUCUCAGGACCUUGCCGUCUCUUGCUAAUUCGCCCACAUCCGAAGAGCAACAAGGUAAGGAUUGUUCAUCAUCAGGUGUAGAGUUUGGUGGUUAUAAUAGUGAAUCACCAGAGGAGGUGCAGAAGAGCUUGAAAUCAGAUUGGGAGAAGGGGGAGAGAAGGAUAAUGCUGACGAGGUGCAAGUCUGAGCCGGCGCGGAGAUGUUGUCCAAGGGUGGUGGUCGGUCCUGACGAGGCCUGCUUUUGGAAGGCUACCAGAUUUGGAUUAGGGGACGAUGAGAGAUCGCCAUGGAUUUUCUUCUUCUGAUUCUUUGUUUUUCCCUUCCCUUCUCACUUGUGAGUUAUGAAAAUAUUAUAAUAAUUAAAAGCUUUUAGAAAUAA
Amborella trichopoda is the source of this 1174-nucleotide messenger RNA. RefSeq lists its product as uncharacterized. The record is from RefSeq and is a predicted model, not a curated record. NCBI's taxonomy places the organism in Eukaryota, Viridiplantae, Streptophyta, Magnoliopsida, Amborellales, Amborellaceae.